AUGCUGUCGCCCUGGGCGAUGCGCCUGCCCCCCGUGUCCAAGGGCGAGCGCGAGCCCCUGCGGGGGCCCGGGCCCCUGCUGGAUGGCAGGCUAUCAGCUGAAAUCCGAAAGGGUUUCGUACGUAAGGUGUACGGCGUUCUCUCGACGCAGUUGCUGGUGACGCUCUGCAUCGCGGGGCCAGUCAUGGCUUACACCAAGCAGCUAUCCAAGCAGGACCUCCAGAAGCUGUGGGCGGUGGGCACCAUCGGCAGCAUGCUGGUGAUCUUUGCCAUGCACUGCUGCCGCAGCGCCGUUCGCGCGUAUCCAUGGGCUGCCUUGCUGACCUUCUCCGCCUUCAAGGGCCUGCUGUUCGGUGCCCUGAGCGCGCACUACUCGUGGCAGAGCCUGCUGCUAGCUCUGGGAAAUACAGUCCUGAUCUUCGCCGCGAUGACGGCCUAUGGCGUCUACUCCAAGACCGACUACACCGGCUACGGGCCGUACGUUCACGCCGCCAUGUUUACAUUUAUGUUUUUUGGGUUCACGUUGGGAAUUAUGGGCUGGUGUGGUGUGCACAUUCAUUGGAUGAGGGUCGCGUUCGAUUUGUGCGGUGUCCUCGUCUUCACUUUCAUGAUCAUGUUCGAUACGCAGAGGAUCCUCGGCGAGUGGGGUGGGCACCAGUACCAGUUCUCCGUGGACGACUGGAUGUUUGCCGCGCUGACCUUGUACACGGACAUCACGCAGGUGUUCAUGCACCUCCUGCGCUUGGUGGGGAAGCGGCCGUGA
Messenger RNA from Prorocentrum cordatum, 762 nucleotides. Lineage: Eukaryota; Dinophyceae; Prorocentrales; Prorocentraceae. The record is from the annotation of a GenBank genome assembly.